AUGACGGACGCAAAGGCUGCACUCGUCCAGGUGCUCACUCUGGCAUCCUCCUCAGACCCCGCUCAGCUCUCGAGAGCCAAUUCGCAGCUCGAGGAUUGGGAGAAGGAUCCCAACUUCUGGCUCGUACUCCUCCAGAUCGCUUUCGACACCGAACUGCAAGUUUCCUCCUCGUCUUCAUCGGGCACCUCGACACAAGAGCAACGCGACUCUGUCCGCAUCCUCGCCAUCAUCCGAUUCAAGAAUGGCAUCGACAAGUUCUGGAGAAGCAGGGUCAUGGCUCGCGUCACCGUCACCAUCCCCGCAGAGACCAAGCAGGCAAUACGCCACGCCUUGUUUCACUGUCUGCGCGAGCCAAACCGUACCAUUGCACUUCAAGCAUCGGUCUCAAUAUCUCGAAUUGCACGUCUCGAUUAUCCACGAGACUGGCCAGAUCUGUUCACCACACUGCAGCAAGCCAUGGUCGAAGCACAUGCGAAUCUCGCGUCACUGGGUCCGCCGCCUCAACUUGACCAGCCCGAGGAUCCCGCGAUAGCACAUGCACGCCAGCUCAACACCACUGUGCUCAUGCGUGCAGCCGAUGUCUGCUCAAAGACGCUCAAGGAGCUCGAGUCUGUCCGGGUCCUUGCUGGCAAGAUGCGCAUGACCGAGCUUUCGCGCGAACUACUCCCAGUGCUCCAUCCUAUCUUUCAGCAAUACUUCUCCGAGGUGUUUUCACUCAGCACAGGAGACGAUCUCGCUACACUCUCAACAUGGUCCAACACAGCGUUGCGGCCGGAACAGGUGCGCACCAGUCAUCUGCUGCUCAAAGCCAUCUCACGCCUUGCUGUGGCAGACAUUGGCAUGAUUUCGAGAUCCAACACAGCUCAGGGGGGCAGCUCGGCCAACAUGGCUCAGGCUUUCUUUCGAUCUACGCCGCACUGCUUGCAGACGCUCAAAGACACUAGACUGGCAUACCUGCGAUCGUUGCGCAGCUCGCAAGGCUCUUCCACCUCGUCCGCUGUCUCGACCGCGCUGGUCACAGCACUUACCAAGCAUCUCUACUCUUUCGGCAAAUUCUUCUUAUCACUCGUGCAAAGAGACAACGGAAAGGCCGCAUUCUGGGAAGGCUGGUCCGAGGUCGUGGCGUGGUACUGGAUGCAAGCCAAGGACGUAACUGACCAAAGUCUUUCUGUCCCGCGAGACGAGUAUGCAAAUCACUCCGCCAUCAUCGACUAUCCACCUCGCUUCGUCGUACAAGCGCUCGUACUACUCAAGUACUCGCUCACGCAAUGGAAGGGUAACCGCCCUGAAGGCGGCUUCUUCAUCACCCACGACUUUGCAAGGGAAGCCGCCGACGUUCUCGCAGGCCGACUCAUGCGCCUCAACAGCGACGAUUUGGAGCGCUGGCAGGCAGACCCAGAGGAAUGGGCCGUAGGGGAGGAGCAGGAGAAUCACGAACUCGACAUUCGCCCCGCAGCGGAACGCGCACUGAUGGUGCUUGCACAGCACACCAAGCCCGUUGGCUUUGUCGGCCAGCACCUAUGGCAGCACUUCGAAGCAUCGUCCAAACUCUCUACCGAUAACCAGGACGACGUAUUGGCCCGAGACGCGAUCUACGCAGCCGUCGGACGCUGUCGUGAACACCUCAGCCCCGCUGGCAAAGAUGACGAUCGUCCCAGCAUGGAUGUGCUCAUGGGCCAAGCCAUCGCCAACAAGCUCAUCCCGGAGGCGCGCCUCGGCAGCGUCACUUCGCCCAUGUGGGUCAUGAUCCGUCGCAGAAUCGCCUGGCUGCUGUGGGAAUGGUCCGAGCAGGUGCCGCGAGAAGCACGCCUAGACGUCUACGCACUUCUUGUCGACCUGCUCGAAGAUGUCCCCGACCAGACCGACGUGGCCGUCCGACUCGCUGCAGCGCGAUCCAUCUCCGCCAUCGCCGACGCCCUCGAAUUCGAUGCAGACGGGUUCGAGCCAUUCCUCCCCGAAGCCCUCCGAAACCUCGCCACUCUCGCUGCCGCCUCGGAUCUGCACGAGAUGGAGUCGAUCAAAGUAUGCACCGAUGCGCUGUCGAUCCUUAUCGAGCGCAUGGGACCUCGCAUCGCGCCGCACGCAGACGCCCUCGUUGAUCUCGUACCCAUGCUCUGGCAGCAGGACGAUCCGGACUGCAAGGCGCGUCCUUCGAUCAUCGUCUUCAUCUCCAAGGUCCUGCGCGCGAUCGAGAUGCUCCCCGCCACCGGCAGCAGUGGCGCGCUGAUGCAGAAGGUGCAUCACAUGGUCUCGCCCAUCGUGCGCGAGUCGUUGCAUCCGAAAGUAUCGCAUCUGCUGGCCAAGGACGCCAUCUCGAUGCUCUGGAUCCGCGCCCUCCAUUCGACGCCCACCAUGACCCAGCCGCUGUUCUCGCUGCUCGACCUGGCGAAAGACCUGAUCGUUCAGCCGGACUACUGCGUCGAAAUGUGUCGCGUCGUGGAGGAGAUCUCGUUGCUCAACCCGCUCGAGAUGCUGCAGACGUACGGGCAGGACUUGUUGACGGCCUUCGGGGGCAUCAUUGCCGACCCGUCGAACCCGAUGGUGCUAGCGCCCAUUUCGGCGCUCGACACGCUCAUCCAGGCGCUCGUGUCGCUGCCCAACUGGUCCGAGGUCUGCACCCGGUGGAUCGGCGCGCUCGAGUCCACCCGGCUCGCCGCUGCGCUCGUCGGUUCCCUGUUGCAUUUCCAGGACGCCACGCUGAUCGCGACGCAUUUCGUAGCGCUCCUCUGCCGGAUCGCGUAUCAUUGUCCGGGAGAUUCGUUCGUUCGACUCGUGUGCGCAAGUUGGACCCACAUCUCCGGUCCGGACUACCCGACGCCAGCAUCGGUCUUUCCAGCACUGCUCAAAUACAUCUGCAGCCGGUUCGAGAACAUGGCGUCGGCCCGCAAGCGGCGCGUGACAGCGUUGGGGCUCGCAUCGAUGCUCGAUUCGGCGAUCGCACAUUCGGAGCAGCACCCUGAAUCGGGGGAGGUGGUGCAGGCGGUGGUGGCGUGUACGCCAGAGAUGAUUGCUGUGUGGUCCGAGAUGUUGGCCGAGAUCAAGGAGUCACGACCGCUGGAUACGGGGAAAUAUCUGAGACCCACUUCGCCGAUCGCAUCGAUGGAGUUGGCCGAUGUGUUCUUUGACGACGAUGACGAGGGUGGUUGGUUGCAGGAUGUUUCGCCUGGUGCGGCGAGGGCGCAGCGCGUAGCGGUGGCGGAUGGGACUCUGACAGUGGAGGUUGGGGAGCAUGUUCGGCGGGUGUUGGCGCACGCUCAGACGAACCCUGGCUUCAGCCGUGUGGUGGAGACGAUGGAUCCGUUGGUGCUCGACAUGUUUCAAAAGGAUCUCAUGGGCUAA
Molecule: messenger RNA, 3339 nt
Organism: Kalmanozyma brasiliensis GHG001
Lineage: Eukaryota; Fungi; Basidiomycota; Ustilaginomycetes; Ustilaginales
Product: Importin-beta, N-terminal domain protein
Exons: 1
Coding region: 1-3339 (1112 amino acids)
Biological process (GO): protein import into nucleus
Cellular component (GO): cytosol; nuclear envelope
Molecular function (GO): small GTPase binding
Source: RefSeq, a predicted model, not a curated record